GACACUGAAGGAGAUCCUCGAACGGAAUAAUUUACUGUAGCCGAUUGGUUGAAAUGUCCAUGAGCUUAAUAGUAUAUAUUUGUAUUACCAAUACUACGGGAAAGAAUGAUGAAAUAUCUCUUGAUUAUUUAUCUAUGGACGCCAGUUGUCUCACAUGGGUCCAGUGUAGGAUGUCCUGAAGGAGUUCAUUUUAACUCUGUGAACCUGAGGAACAUUGCAAAGUGGCAUCCUGGGAAAGACACACCAAAUGACACACAUUACACAGUGGAGUAUGCAAUUUAUGGUGACAGAAUGGAUAGUGGGGCGACACAGGUGCGCUGGAGGGUGAAGAACCAGUGCAGAGACAUCCCUCAGACCUGGUGUGAUCUAUCCAAUGAGACCACUGACCUGGAUGAAGGCUACUUUGCCAGAGUCAAGGCUGUGGGCACAAACCUAUCCUCCAAAUGGGCAUUCACGGAAAAGAGGUUUGACCCCAAAGCUGACACAACCUUUGGACCACCACUUGUAAAACUUGUGGUGAAGGAGAAUAGUGUUACUGUCAAGCUGAAGGGUCCAAUGAGAUGGAAGACUGGAAACAUGACAAAAGAGUACUCCUUGUUGAAAAUAUACCCUCAGAUGACAUACAACCUCUCUGUGUACGACAACAGAAGCAACAAAACGCAUCACUUCACUGUGGAAAACAGAUCCUUUGAAUAUGGGUUGCUUGCCUAUGAAACCCAGUAUUGUUUCUCAGCUAAUUCCCAGGUCCUGUCACUUCCUAUACCUUGGCAUGCCUCUGAAUGGCAGUGCCUAACAACCCCAAAGGAUCCCUUCUACGAUCAGCUGCUACUGAUGCUGAUGGGAGCCGUUGUACCAUCAGUUAUCUGCCUUUUCAUGCUGAUCCUGUCUGGAUGCCUUUUCUACCACUUUGUCUGUGGUAAUAAACAGAAAAGUCCCCCUUUCCUGGAAAUAUUGGACCUUCAGAACCCACCGCAGACUUUCUGUCCUGAGCAUACUGUGACAGUGAAUGUGGUACUGGUCAACAUUGCCAAGCCCAUGGAGUUGAUAACCAUAAAGCCUAACAACAUCCCUGCCCUGAUCCACCAAACAGAGUGGGAGCUCGAACUACCCUACACUUCCCAGCAAGCCCCUGGCAUAGAACCUCCAAAGGAGGGAUCAUGUGAAGAUGAAUUCGGUGAGGCCCAACCAGAACCUCUAGACUAUGGCUUCGUUGGAGCGGCCCCAGAGAUGCCGGAAGUAAGAGAAAGUGAGGCAUCUGACAUUGAGAAAACCCGGCCCCUGCGUCUAAGCCAGGUCAACCCGUACAUAGCACAGAGAUGUUCACAGGAGCCUGUGGAGAAUGUUUUGACUGGGAUGUGUUUAGACAUGGACCCCAAGACAGGGCUCUUUAGAAUGCCACUGCUGUCUGAUAUAAAGCUGGGGGUGGAGAGCACAAGUUACAAAGAGCCUGAUCAGAUGGGUCACUACGCACCACAGCACGUCUCUGUCAGAGAGACUACUGAGGUGGACCUGUGGGGAGACAAAGCUGAAGGGCCCCAAAGUUACCCCUCAGACUACGGCUUCGUGGGAGCAGCCCCAAAGCAGCAGAUGGUGCCAACAAAGUACCAGACGCGGUCUAACAGGAGGGAUAAUCAGCCCCUGCUGCUAGCCCAGGUCAACCUGUACAGAAGCCAGAGGCAAGCUCUGUUUCCACAGGAGUCUGAGGAAGAGGAUGGAUUAGGUGGUGGUAACUGUGUUGACUGGAGCCCUACAACAGGGAUCCUCCAGAUGCCUUUGCUCUCCAAGCCUAUUCCAGAAGUGGAGGGAGCGAGGAAGGACAGGGAGUCAGAGCAGUUGGAGAUCUUACCCAGUGUGUUAGUGAGGCAAUCCUCAGAGGAGAGUGAGGGUGAGAGUGACCUGACUAAACUACAGAAUGUCUGGAGUCUACAGAUCAACAUGGAGGACUAACCUAUUAGACAGUUAACCUAUUGGACACUUAACCUAUCAGAGAGUUAACCUAUUGGACACUUAACCUAUCAGACAGUUAACCUAUUGGACACUUAACCUAUCAGACAGUUAACCUAUUGGACACUUAACCUAUCAGACAGUUAACCUAUCGGACAGUUAACCUAUUGGACACUUAACCUAUCGGACAGUUAACCUAUUGGACACUUAACCUAUCAGACACUUAACCUAUCAGACAGUUAACCUAUUGGACACUUAACCUAUCAGACAGUUAACCUAUCGGACACUUAACCUAUCAGACAGUUAACCUAUCGGACAGUUAACCUAUUGGACACUUAACCUAUCGGACAGUUAACCUAUUGGACACUUAACCUAUCAGACAGUUAACCUAUUGGACACUUAACCUAUCAGACAGAUAACCUAUUGGACGCUUAACCUAUCAGACAGUUAACCUAUUGGACACUUAACCUAUCAGACAGUUAACCUAUUGGACACUUAACCUAUCGGACAGUUAACCUAUUGGACACUUAACCUAUCGGACAGUUAACCUAUUGGACACUUAACCUAUCGGACAGUUAACCUAUUGGACACUUAACCUAUCGGACAGUUAACCUAUUGGACACACAUUAUUACAGCAAAACCGUUUGUUUACCGUAGGUGGAAGAAUAAUUCAGAUUGCUGUUUGUACCAUUUGAUUCAGUUGACAAAUCAAAUGAAGGACAUAUUUUUAACUAAUCCAAAAUGCUUGGUGAAUGCUUCAGCAAUGUGAUUGUAACUAAUUUAUUUUUGAGGUUUUGUUUACUUUAUACCUUUUAUCCAUACUUUUCUACUAACUUAUCACGAUUGAUGAAUUGCCAGAGCUUUUUUUGUACAAUUUAAUUCAAAGUUUAUAUGAAGGCACAUGCAAUGCCACUUUACCUCAUGAUGAUUAACAAGCAGGGGGAGUGUUGCUGUAAAGGUUUAUAACCACACACUAAACUAUGAAGACAAUGCAAAUAAAGGAUAUAUACAGUAUCCGUCAAACUUUUGGACACACCUACUCAUUCAAGGGUUUUUCUUUAUUUUGACAAUUUUCUAUAUUGUAGAAAAACAGUGAAGACAUCAAAACUAUGCAAUAACACAU
Messenger RNA from Oncorhynchus gorbuscha (pink salmon), 3067 nucleotides. RefSeq lists its product as uncharacterized. The transcript is spliced from 7 exons. NCBI's taxonomy places the organism in Eukaryota, Metazoa, Chordata, Actinopteri, Salmoniformes, Salmonidae. The record is from RefSeq and is a predicted model, not a curated record. Gene Ontology annotation, molecular function: protein binding. The coding region runs from base 106 to 1947 and encodes 613 amino acids.